Molecule: messenger RNA, 984 nt
Organism: Cuscuta campestris
Lineage: Eukaryota; Viridiplantae; Streptophyta; Magnoliopsida; Solanales; Convolvulaceae
Source: the annotation of a GenBank genome assembly
CAUAUUUUCGUGCACUCAUACUUAGUUCGAUACUCUUCCGCCUAGUUACCUAGGCCCCCGGGUUCCAUAACCCAACAUUGGUGCUCUCAUUGAGAGUGUCGAACACAUCAAGCGUGCUCCAAAAAGAAAAAUGGUUGCGUCAAGAAGAGUUACCAGGUCGUCUACCGCCAAUCUCGGUGGUGGUCUCAGGAUGACUGUAACGGCGCCGACCGGCGCAGGUCCCGAUGAGCUGGACAUCAGCCUCAACGAUGUCGCCAGCCAAAACACCACUGACCUGCGUCACCGCAUUCCCAGGCGACGAACGACGAACGUUGCGGGGUCUCAGGCGCCAACACAGCAGGUGCCCACCCAGGGCGCCGGUGUUUUAACUCAGCCUCCUCCCAACGGGCUGGUGCGUGGUGGAGGCAUGGUGUUGCCCGGUGAUUUCAACUCACCGUUCUUCCAGUUUGGGGAGACCUCCGGUGCGAGGACCCCAGGUCUAGACCCUAGCGGUUUUUGGGCCAUGAUGAGGGCGAUGAUGCUCCAUCAACCCAUGACCGGUUUCCACAUGCCGAUCACGAUGCCGCAACCGGCGUUCCAUCCUGAUGGGCAUCGUGAGGUCCAGCAGAACGUGGUGGAAAGUGCAGAGCUUUUCGCCCAACACCUGAAGAAUCUAAUGACGGACUCCCACCUGAAUCCUUUGGCUGGGGGACCCGAAAACAAGGAGUUGAGCCGAUCCCAACAGCGGGACAACGGCAAGGCCCCGGAGCGUAGGCCCAACAAGAAGCAAGCCAACCGUCGAGACAAGGAGACGGCGAGCAAACGCCGUGAACCCUUGAAGGAGGGGCAAGGUGAGAGUGAGUCCACUACGUCAAAAACAGAGGCUGACAACUGUUUAUUUUAGUAGUCUAUAAUUGAUGUUUUCAGUAGUCUUCCGAGCAGCUGUCUGAUGGGAUGUUAGACCUCGGUUUAGAACAAUUGUGCAAAUCAAAAUCUGACAACGGU